AUGCUUCUAAUACAUGGACAACAGAUCACAGGUGUGACUGGGUACAUCGGCUACCAGACACUUGUACUUGCCCUCGAGAGAGGGUAUCACGUUCGAGCAGUGACUCGAAAACAAUCAUCGUUAAUAGACUUGAAAAAGAACCCCAUCAUUGCAGGUUGCCUUGAUCAAGGUAGACUCGAUGUUGUUACCAUUCCGGACUUUUUGGAAAACGAUGCAUUCUUGAAACAUCUGGAAGGGAUCACAACUAUAAUUCAUCUUGCAUCACCGCUAGCGUUUUCGGCUACGAACUUUGUUGAAGGAAUUGUCAAGCCGGCUGUCGAUAUGGUCACGACCGUCCUGGACGCGGCCAAUCGUACACCCUCCGUCCGUCGCGUGGUGCUGACCUCUUCCUGCGUGACACUCAUUCCAUUCAGUUGGAAUUUGAACCCAGAUACCGAAAGACUCUACACUGUCAAUGAUGUCAACAAUGAGCUCGACGGGCCUUACGAGAACGCAAUGGAAGCGUACUGGGCCUCGAAAGGCAUCGCUCGGAUCAAGGCAAGUGAGUUUAUUCGCAAAGUUCAGCCAAGCUUCGACUUGGUAAACCUGCUGCCAUCGGUGGUAAUUGGUCCCGACACUCGCCUCGACUUCGACCCCACGGCGACAUCCGACGGUCUUCGACAGGGGGCAAGAACAAAUGUGCUGGCCGCUGCACUGGACUCUUCCCUCAACUCAUCUUUCCCUUAUGUCGGGACUCCUGUGCACGUUGCCGAUGUCGCGAAAGCGCACGUGGACGCCGUGAACAGAGAUCUGGUUCCUGGAAAUUCUGAGUAUAUCUUGUCAUCAGAUACGCCUGAUGGAGUUGUUUGGGACAAAGACGUCCAAGAUACUUGUCGAAAGUUCUUUCCGACAGAGGUUGCAAGCGGGCAGUUACCGAUGGAGGGAUCUUUGCAAAGUAUCAAAUGGAGACUUCAGGCCGAGGACACAGAAAAGAUUUUCGGUUGGAGAUUUGUUCCGUUCGAAGACACCUUGAAGGAGCUUAUCGCGCAGUAUCUGCGACUUGACGCAAUUCAUAGGGCUGUUUGA
Molecule: messenger RNA, 1065 nt
Organism: Penicillium olsonii
Lineage: Eukaryota; Fungi; Ascomycota; Eurotiomycetes; Eurotiales; Aspergillaceae
Source: the annotation of a GenBank genome assembly